AUGGCCAACAAAAGAAGGGCUAAAAAGAUCCGUCCCCCGUACCGAAAAUAUGUGUAUCGGCUGAGUUUCACGGCGAAGGACUCGGAUGAAGAAGAAGAGGAACAGACCCCCACGCCUAGUGGGUUUGCUUCCUGGGAGGACUUUCUGAGGAAGACGAACGGGAACAUCAGCGAGGUUUUCGUUUUGACCGAGGACAAGCGACCCCAGGGCAAGGUGUGGCCUCGGCUGCAGUUUGAAAAAGUCGAUGUGCUUUUUUGGUGCUUGUACAGCAGUUCUGACGAGUACAGACAAGGAGUCAAGGAAGCGGAAGCCAAGAAGGAAGCGGAAUCCAGACGAGCUGGGCUUUCGCUACCGGUGGAGAUCAUCGUGCACAUCUUGGAGAUUCUCUUGUACCAGAACAGAUUGAAGCCUCGGUUUCUCCGCUUGCUGAAGCUUUUCUAUGCCAUCACCUUGCCGUUGGUGUAUAGACGGCCUGUGCUCAACGGAAACAACUUUUUCCAGUUUGUCGACACGAUUUCUGGGAAAAACACCAUCGGCAGCUAUAUUCGAGAUUUGGACUUGUCGUCGGUGAACCAGCUGGGCAAGAACGCCUUUGUGGCUAAACUCCUCAAACGGUCUCGGCCCUUUCUUGAAGCCUUCACAGCGCCACAGACCAGUUUUGGCCUCGGCCCGCUAAUAGCGCUACGGAGCUGUGAACACUUGCGUAUUUUGGACCUCCGCUUGGUCUCCGAAACGCUCAAUCUCGAAGAACUCUUCCACUCGAUCCGCGACCUCAAACAGCUCACCCACCUUCUGUUCCCAAGGUCGUCCUUGGAAAUCGAAAACUACUCAAGCAUCAGCUGGCCUCCCAAGCUUGAGUUUCUCCGGGUCUCGGGCGGCAUCUCCGACGACUUUCUCAUCCAGUCGGAUUUCCCGCUGUCCAUCAAACACAUGGAGUUUGCUCAUUGCCCCAAAGUGGCCCACCUGGGUUUCCAGCAUCUCCUUAUGAAACUCGGCGGAAACCUCAAGUCGCUCCGCAUCCAGUUCCCCAUGCCUGGCCUCCAGGCCAAUUCUCUCGAUACCGUUUUUAUUUAUUGUCCCAACUUGCAGACCCUCGAGGUGACAGUUGACUAUCUUCUGCAGAGCUUUUUCGACGACGAGUUGUUGCCUCCCCUUACAUUCAAAAGACCCUUGCGGCGUCUCUUCAUCAGCAGCAGCGGCAUGCUCGGCACUAACGACAAGGUGGACCCUGUGGACUUGGCGUUGGCGCUUUCCGAAGAGCGUUUACCUAAUUUACGGUUUGUGCGGUUAACGGCCAAGCUCGGCUGGGACCCGGGAUCCGAGUAUGUUUCUUUUAUAGCGCUGGAGCUUGAAGAGCGCCAGGGUGGACUCUACAUAGGUUACUAG
Molecule: messenger RNA, 1386 nt
Organism: Candidozyma duobushaemuli
Lineage: Eukaryota; Fungi; Ascomycota; Pichiomycetes; Serinales; Metschnikowiaceae
Exons: 1
Coding region: 1-1386 (461 amino acids)
Source: RefSeq, a predicted model, not a curated record